Rhododendron vialii is the source of this 975-nucleotide messenger RNA. RefSeq lists its product as uncharacterized. Bases 142 to 879 code for a protein of 245 amino acids. NCBI's taxonomy places the organism in Eukaryota, Viridiplantae, Streptophyta, Magnoliopsida, Ericales, Ericaceae. Gene Ontology annotation, cellular component: mitochondrial matrix. The record is from RefSeq and is a predicted model, not a curated record. The transcript is spliced from 3 exons.
GAUUUUGGUAUUCCAAAAAUAUAUGCAGGCUCACUGCAAAGUUGCCCGCAAAAAUCAAUUUCCUUAAUUUAAACCUUAACAAAACCUCAAAAAACCCUCGUUGAACCCUCCACAACUUCUCAUCCCAGGGGAGUUACAGUGAUGGCUGGGCUUGUGCAAGCGUCUCGGAGAUCACUUCUCUCCCCUUUCAGAACUCUAAAACUGCAUCUUCUCCACCCAAAUCAACAAUUUUCUCGGCAACCGUACAGACCCAUUCCCUAUUUUCUCACCCAAACCCAGACCACCACCCAUUUGUCGACUGCAGCACUCCGGAAAUCACCCUUCGAAUCAAACAUCUUGAGGAUUCUUCGCAACGAAAUUCAGUACCAAUCCGACUACGCCCCUCCCCACCAGUCUGCUAUGGAGUUCAAUGCAUUUGUAGUGGAGGAUCGACCUAGUGAGCAGUGGAUCACCCUGAGGGGAAAAUUUGGAGAGAAUGAAACAAUUAAAAUUGAGGCAACUAUGUUUGACGGGUCUGUUGUAGUUCCAAAAUCUGGUGAUGAUGGUACUGCAGAAGAUGUGCGCCUUCACAUAAGCUUGCUAGUUGACAUAUCCAAGGGGGGAGAAUGUGAUCUGGAGUUUGUCUGCUCUUCAUGGCCGGAUCAUAUCGAGAUUCAGAAAGUUUAUAUCUAUAGGCGUGAUGGCUCUUUAAAGUGGCCUUACAUGGGACCUAAUUUUUGGGACUUGGAUAAGAAGCUUCAGAGUGCACUUCUUGACUUCUUGAAAGCAAGGGGGGUAAACAAUGACCUUUCUGUUUUCCUGCAUGAAUUUAUGACGAACAAGGAUAGAACUGAGCUUAUUCGAUGGUUGGCAAAAAUCAUGUCUUUCGUGUUGGAAUAGAGGAUUAUAUACUUAAAUUUUUAUCAUUCCUGAACUUAAUACAGUGCUAGGUGUUGUACUUGCGACUUUUGCAUUUGAAGAAAAUUCUUGCUCUAA